This is a messenger RNA of Ceratitis capitata (Mediterranean fruit fly), 3523 nucleotides long. RefSeq names its product pre-mRNA 3' end processing protein WDR33 (gene Wdr33). The transcript has 9 exons. Gene Ontology annotation, cellular component: mRNA cleavage and polyadenylation specificity factor complex. Gene Ontology annotation, molecular function: protein binding. The record is from RefSeq and is a predicted model, not a curated record. NCBI's taxonomy places the organism in Eukaryota, Metazoa, Arthropoda, Insecta, Diptera, Tephritidae. Bases 316 to 2943 code for a protein of 875 amino acids.
AUAGUUUUUCAAUGGGUGUUAAGUGAAAUAGGGUCAAAACGAAACACAACUAACUUCGUUGUCUGGUUGAUGUAAAAGAUUUUUCAUGUGUUUUCUUCGCCCUUCAUUCGUUCAAUAAGUUUGCAAAAGUUUUCGUCUACUUUUCAAUUAAUAUAAAAAAUGGCUUAAAUUUUUAUUAUAAAAAUUUACAUCGUUCUACACAAAGAAUAUUUAUUAUUAUAAAAAGUCUGAAUCGAGUGACGAGUGAGGAAUAUUUGCCAACGUGUCUCGCCCAGGUGUAAAGUUGAAAACAAAAGCAGUAAUAAUUUAUAAAAUAUGGAAUUCCAACAACCACCACCACCACUUUCACAACCCGAUAUCUCACAACCGCCACCACAAUUAACAGCGCCAUCUGCUCUUGCAACAAACGCCACACUACUACCUUCGCAGUCAGGCGGUGGGAACCCAUACGGUUCGCACCAUCGCAACCAUUACCAUCCACAUCAUGGAGGCACCGGCAAACCUGGACACCCGUAUUUCAAACCAUUCAAUCCUGGAGGAUUUCAGAGACCAUUCGGUAUGACGCAAGACGAUUUUGAUGGCAAGCGUCUAAGAAAGAGUGUUAUGAGAAAAACAGUUGAUUAUAAUGCAUCAAUCGUAAAAGCGUUAGAGACACGACUUUGGACACGUGAUCAUAGAGAUCGGCAUGCCACACAACCUGAAAGCAUAUAUGUGCCUGAACUUUUACCACCGUCCAGCUAUUUGGACAAUCCCUCCAACGCUGUAACGACACGUUUUGUUAAAACUGCCACCAAUAAAAUGCGGUGUCCGAUUUUCACACUUGCUUGGACUCCCGAAGGCAGACGGUUGGUUACCGGCGCCAGCUCCGGUGAAUUUACACUAUGGAAUGGGUUGACCUUCAACUUUGAAACCAUAUUACAGGCCCACGAUGUUCCUGUUCGUACUAUGGUAUGGUCUCACAAUGACAGCUGGAUGGUGACUGGCGACCACUCGGGAUACGUCAAGUAUUGGCAAUCGAAUAUGAACAACGUGAAAAUGUUUCAGGCACACAAGGAAGCGAUUAGGGGAAUAAGCUUCAGUCCGACGGACAGCAAAUUUGUGAGCUGCAGCGACGAUGGCACACUGCGAAUAUGGGAUUUCCUACGUUGUCAGGAGGAGCGCGUAUUAAGAGGUCACGGUGCCGAUGUCAAAUGCGUGCAUUGGCAUCCACAAAAAGGUUUGAUUGUUUCCGGCAGUAAGGAUAACCAGCAACCCAUAAAGUUGUGGGAUCCCAAGAGUGGUAGCGCGCUGGCGACACUGCAUGCGCACAAGUCCACAGUAAUGGAUUUGAAAUGGAAUGAUAACGGUAACUGGCUAGUCACUGCAUCACGAGACCAUUUGCUCAAACUAUUCGAUUUGCGUAAUCUUCGCGAAGAGAUGCAAGUUUUUCGUGGCCACAAAAAAGAGGCCAGCUCUGUGUCAUGGCAUCCCAUACAUGAGGGUCUCUUCUGCUCAGGCGGUUCCGAUGGCUCUAUACUCUUCUGGAAUGUCGGCACUGACAAGGAAAUUGGUUGUGUUGAGACGGCGCACGACAGUAUUGUCUGGACAUUGGCCUGGCAUCCGUUGGGUCAUAUAUUAUGCUCAGGUUCAAACGAUCACACAAUAAAAUUCUGGACACGUAAUCGACCUGGGGAUUUGAUGCGAGAUAAGUAUAACUUGAACACAUUGCCGGCAAGUUUGGCUGCAUUGGACGAUUGUGAAUACGAUGACGCUGUCAUUCCCGGCAUGGGUCCUGAGGACAAAGUUGAAUUCACCGAAAGUCUCACUGCCGAUAAGGGCUUCAUUCCCGGCCUCGAUUUGGAUCCAUCUAGGGCAGGUGAUCGGGAUCGUGAAAAGAAAGUUCCCUAUAGUAAACCCAUACCGCGUAACUUCCAGGCACAAUGGGCCGGCUCUCGUCGACCUGAUGACGCCAACUUUCAUGACGAAUUAGCAAUGCGUGAACCCAAAGAUACUAGUGGUCUAUCACACCAACAGAUCAGUGAGAGCACCAUUGAGGGCAUGCUGGCUAGUGGUGUGCUGACCACUAUGGAUCCUCAGGCUGUUAUUGGCUUACUAGUUUACAAUCGGUUUAUAAGGGUGCAUCCCGACUCUCGCGUAAUGGUUGCUAUACGGCAAGGUCCAGACUACUUGAACAAAUAUAUUGAUGCUGGGAAGUUGGAUGAGUUGCGUGAUGUUGUACCGAUUCGCGAUCGGUCCCGCUCGAUGUCACCCACACUAGAGGGUCGUGAGAGCUCACCACCAACAAAGCGUUCGCGCUUUGAAACACGUCAACAUAGCGCUCAACUUGUAUGCGUACGCGAGCUGCUGAGUUUGAAAAAGCCAUUUUUCCCUUGCUUGCUGCAAAUGAAGGCGGCACAGGCAGCGCCAAAGUCCGAGUUUGGGGAUGAUGUGCGCAAUUCACCACAACAGCCACAGCAGCAGCAGCAGCAACAGCAACAAAACUUUCAACAGCAGAAUUAUCAGCAGCAACAACAGCAGUCGCCAAUGCAACAACAACAGGGCCGGCCCAGUCCAUGGGCCGUGGGUCCACCCUUCCAGCAGCAGCAACAGCCGCCCAACCCCUGGAACUCAUCGCCCAUGGGCAGUGGUCCAAAUGGCGGUCCCAAUAUGGUGCCGCCACCAAAUCAAAACGGUUACAAUGGCAACAAUGGACCUUACAACGGUCCAGGUUUUAAUGAUAAUAUGAAUUAUGGUGACAAUAAUAUGUACUCGAAAGGUAGUGGCGGCUCUGGUCCAGACGAUAACAAUGGCCCCCAUAUGAAUAUGAAUAACAACAACAAUAUGGGCAACAACAAUUACGGAAAUAAUCAGCGCCGUGGCAACAGACGUGGUGGAGUCGGUGGAGGUGGCGGUAGUAGUGGUGGCCGGAAUCGUGGUGGACGAAAUAAUAACCGAAGAUUUUAAGUGUAGAAUUAACAUUGUAUAGAAUUACACAACAUACACAUAUACAAACGAUUGAAUAAAUUAAUUUUAAGUUAUGAAGCGGAAAUCCGUAAACUAGAUACAUAUAAAUGAAAUCAUGCAUGGACGCUUUCGAGGUUUUUUCAAGUAUAUAUACAUUUAAAAUUAUUGGGAUGGAGCGAGAGAAACCCUGAGAUGUUCGCUUAAUAAUGAAAAACUGGAGAAGCGCGCAAGUAUUUCCUCAUUAAGGCUAUUCUACAAUAUAUGAAAAAAAUGUGCGUGUGCAUGUGGUUUGUAAAUGUGAAAGGUAUGCACCUACAUAUUGAUGGGCGUGUGUAUAUGCUAGUAAUAAAUGAUUAUAACAAUAAUAAAAAUAAUGUAAUUACCGAAGUACGUUUAAGAUUUUCCAUUAGUGGAAUAUAGGAGAAUAUGAUCUGUGGCAGACGCAGUGUUUUUUCAUGAAAUCAAUUCUUCUCUAAACAGAGAAUUUAAUUUCCCACAGGGAAAAUCAAUGUAAUGAUUAUAAUUACACUACAAUCACCGUUGUAAAUUAAAAUUAAAUUUAAAUUAUGUUGACAUCCAC